Messenger RNA from Paramecium sonneborni, 274 nucleotides. The record is from the annotation of a GenBank genome assembly. NCBI's taxonomy places the organism in Eukaryota, Ciliophora, Oligohymenophorea, Peniculida, Parameciidae.
AUGAAUAGUCUUUAGUAUAGAUAUAGUGGAGAAUUAAACUUUGAGGAUAAUUUAUGUAAGGAACGAAGAAUGGACUAAAGAUUAAGGAAAAAAGAUUCCUAAAGAAAUCAAUUAUUGGAAGAGGACUAUAAGAAACUUGAUAGGCUUUGUUCCAGUAAUUAUAAUCUAAAGUUUUAAAGAUUCUUAUAUCUUCAAUCAUUUUUAUUGUUAUUGUAUCAUAUGUUACUUUAAUAUAGUCACACUCUAAUUUGUUGAAGAAAAUAAAAAGAAUUGA